This is a messenger RNA of Thermothielavioides terrestris NRRL 8126, 1439 nucleotides long. RefSeq lists its product as uncharacterized. The record is from RefSeq and is a predicted model, not a curated record. The transcript is spliced from 3 exons. Lineage: Eukaryota; Fungi; Ascomycota; Sordariomycetes; Sordariales; Chaetomiaceae. Bases 134 to 1048 code for a protein of 304 amino acids. Gene Ontology annotation, molecular function: oxidoreductase activity.
AAGGUUCCCCGCGCUCCCGCGGCCUGCUUCAGGCUGGGUUUGAGAAACGACGCUCAGGUUUUCUUUUGAGUUCCAGCGACAAAUUCAGUAGAGGGGGAACCAGGCGUGAAUUUCCCGAGGUGGACUGCGCAUAAUGUCCGACUCGGCGAAGCGGCGCGUCCAAGCGAUCGGCAACCAGCUUGCCGACAGCAGCAUCCCGGCCGUCUUCAAAGUCGCGCCGAGCGGGCCGCGCGUCGCUGGCAAAGUCGUGAUCAUCACCGGCGCGAACUCGAUCCUGGGCAUCGGCCGUGCCUCGGCGCACCAGUUCGCCGAGCACGGCGCCAGGGCCAUCUACAUGUGCGACUACGAUGGCAGCCACCUCGAGGCGCACAAGCGCGAGAUCAACGCGCUGUGGCCCCAAGUCGACGUGCACACGCGGCAGUUCGACGCGGCCGACGAGAAGGCCGUGAAGGAGGUCGUCGACGACGCGGUCAAGCGGUACGGCCGCCUGGACGUCUUCUUCGCCAACGCGGGCAUCACCGGUCCGCACACCCUCUUCACGCAAAUGGAGGCCGACGACUUUAUGGAAACCCUGCGGGUGAACACGCUCAGCGUCUUCCUCGCGGCCAAGCACGCGGCGCCGGCCAUGCAAAUCACCUCGGCGGCGAAGCCCAGCCCGUCGGGGAGCAUCAUCGCGACGGCGUCGGUGGCGGGCUUGCGCUCGAACGCGGGCAGCAGCGCGUACUCGGCGUCGAAGGCGGCGGUGAUCUCGCUGGCGCAGACGGCCGCCUUCCAGCUGGCGGGGACCGGGGUGCGGGUUAACGCGCUGUGCCCGGGCCUGAUCGAGACGGGCAUGACGGCGCCCGUGUUCGACACGGCGCGCGCGCGCGGCACCCAGGGCCGCAUCGGCCAGCUCAACCCGCUCAAGCGCGCCGGCCACGCCGACGAGAUCGCCCGCGUCGCCCUCUUCCUGGCCAGCGACGAGAGCAGCUACGUGAACGGCCAGGCCUGGGCCGUCGACGGCGGCCUCAGCGCCGGGCUUCCCUACGUCCUGGGCAAGAUGGCCUGACCUUGGCCCGACUAGGGUGGGAGGGGGAGCUGAAGCCAGGGGAGUUCAGCUUAUGUGUUUGCAGAUGUAGGAGGGCCGGGGGUUCGGUUCAUCCUGUAGCCCUCCUGGGAGGUAAGAGAUUCUGAGAUUCUGCUUCAGCGCUUUCCUGACGGAUCGGAUUGUUGCGUGUCGCGUGCUUGAGGGUUAGGGCUGAAUGUGCCUUGGAGGGUAUGGGCGCAGGGGAAGGUCUCACUUUCACAACCAGGCAUGCCGCACGGAGGAAAUGAGACAUCGCAAGCUCAAUUGGACUGGAGUGUCCGGAAUACAGUAGUUAGACGAGCUCUCUGCUAAGAACACCGAACGAAAAGUCGAAACAGGCAGCUGACAAUCCGCCUCAGCUUAAAUCGUGCAA